GCGCGCUGAUUCUGACCCACGUGGCAUGACGUCCUGCUUGAUGUGUUCAUCAGCGAAUAACAGUCUGUGAAGCCGUUUAAUAGAGUUACUAUUCAACAACAGAAGAGAUAUGUCUCAGUUACAAACCAGGUUCUUCACGGAUAACAAAAAAUAUUCAGUCGAUGACGUCCCAUUCUCCAUCCCUGCUGCCUCAGAGGUACAGGAACUCAGCAACGUCAUCAACAAGCUGCUCGAAGCAAAGAAUGGGUCUCACAGCCAGAUUGAGUUUGACUUCCUGGUGCGAGGUCAGUUCCUGCGGACAUCGUUGUCAAAUCACAUGGAGGCUGAAGGCAUCUCAACGGAAGAUGUGGUGGAGAUCGAGUAUGUGGAGAGGUUCACCGCUCCCCAACCAGAGGAGUGUAUGAUGCAUGAUGACUGGAUCAGCUCAGUGGAGGCAGACUCUGAAUGGAUCCUGACGGGUUCCUAUGAUAAGACGGCCAGGAUCUGGUCUCUGGAGGGCAAGGCUGUGAUGACGGUGGCCGGACACACGGACGUGGUGAAGGACGUGGCCUGGGUCAGGAGAGAUGGCCUGACCUCCCUGCUGCUCACGGCCUCUCUGGACCAAACCAUUCUGCUGUGGGAGUGGAACUCUGAGAGGAACAAGCUGAAGGCUAGACACUGUUGCCGUGGACACGCUGGGAGUGUUGACACUAUCGCCACGGAUCCCACACGCACCAAGUUCUGCAGUGGUUCCUGGGACAAGAUGCUGAAGAUCUGGUCAGCAGUGGCCACGGAGGAGGAGGAGGAGGUAGAGGAGCCUCCCAGCAGACCCAGAAAGAAACAGAAGACUGAACAGCUCGGACUGACCAGGACACCCCUCAUGACAUUGUCUGGUCACAACGAGGCGGUGUCGUCUGUCCUCUGGUUGGACAGUGAGGAGAUCUGCAGUGCAUCCUGGGACCACACCAUCCGCCUCUGGGAUGCCGAGACCGGAAGCGUGAAGACCACACUGACUGGCAGUAAGGUGUUUAACCACAUCUCCUACUCUCCACUGUGCCGUCGCCUGGCCUCUGGCAGCACUGACAGACACGUCAGGCUGUGGGACCCUCGCUCUAAAGACGGGUCGUUGGUGUUGCUGUCUCUUACCUCUCACAGCGGCUGGGUCACAGCGGUGAAGUGGGCUCCUUCCCAUGAGCACCAACUGGUGUCUGGUUCCCUCGACAACCUGGUCAAACUCUGGGACACCAGGAGCUGCAAGACCCCUUUGUAUGAUGUGUCUGCCCAUGAGGACAAGGUGCUCUGUGUGGACUGGACUGACAGCAGGUUGAUGUUGAGUGGAGGAGCUGACAACAAGCUGUACACAUACAGAUACACAGCCUGCGAGACAGACGCUGGAGCGUAGACGAGACAGACUGGAGACAGACUGGAGACAGACCCUGGAGACAGACUGGAGACAGACUGGAGACAGACCCUGGAGACAGACUGGAGACAGACUGGCGACAGACCCUGGAGACAGACCCUGGAGACAGACCCUGGAGCGUAGACGAGACAGACUGGAGACAGACUGGAGACAGACCCUGGAGCGUAGACGAGACAGACUGGAGACAGACUGGAGACAGACCCUGGAGCGUAGACGAGACAGACUGAGACAGA
This is a messenger RNA of Oncorhynchus nerka (sockeye salmon), 1632 nucleotides long. RefSeq names its product ribosome biogenesis protein wdr12. Gene Ontology annotation, cellular component: PeBoW complex; preribosome, large subunit precursor. The transcript has 13 exons. Gene Ontology annotation, biological process: ribosome biogenesis; maturation of LSU-rRNA from tricistronic rRNA transcript (SSU-rRNA, 5.8S rRNA, LSU-rRNA); maturation of 5.8S rRNA from tricistronic rRNA transcript (SSU-rRNA, 5.8S rRNA, LSU-rRNA). NCBI's taxonomy places the organism in Eukaryota, Metazoa, Chordata, Actinopteri, Salmoniformes, Salmonidae. Bases 110 to 1381 code for a protein of 423 amino acids. The record is from RefSeq and is a predicted model, not a curated record. Gene Ontology annotation, molecular function: protein binding.